Chara braunii is the source of this 3770-nucleotide messenger RNA. The record is from the annotation of a GenBank genome assembly. Lineage: Eukaryota; Viridiplantae; Streptophyta; Charophyceae; Charales; Characeae.
AUAUGAAUAGAUAGAAUGACAGACAGAUAGAUAUAUUGGUCAGUAGGUAGAUAGAUAGGACAGCUAGAUAGAUAGAUAAAUAAAUAGCUGCAUACAUUGCCACACACACACACACACACAGAGAGAGAGAGAGAGAGAGAUGACGAGUCAGUCUCUCUCACUCCCUAGGAAGCGGAGCAGCAGUGACACUUGUGCGAGUGGUACAGUUGCCAGUGCAGGUGGACUGGGAUUACCAUCAGUAGCAGGAGCAGGAGGAUUAGGCAUGUUAGGAGUAGUAGGGUUUGGAGGAGGAGGAGGAGGAGUAGGAGUAGGAGUAGGAGUGGUAGAGGAAGAUAACGACGGGGAGCACGAGAGCUGUGAGCAUCUCCGCGAUUUCAAGGAGAAGUAUGGCGUUCGUAUAUUUCGUGUCUUUCAGCAAUGUCUUCGUCCUGGUCCCGGCGGGCGCGCGUGUAUUGCCAGAGAGAAGACGGAAAUCCCCUCGUGCGCUUUCUGUGGCAGAGGUUUUGGACGUUUGUAUGCAUGUCUCGCCUGCGCUAGCAUCGGGUGCUGGACCCAGGAGGCGCAGCAUGCCCGCAUACACGCGGUGCGAUCCGGACACGCCGUUGCCGUUGAUGUAGAGCGUGCCGAGCUCUUCUGCUGUGCGUGCAAUGAUUACGUCUACGACGCGGACUUUGAUCGCGCUGUGCUUGGCGCGCAGGCCACCUGGACUCGUAUGGACCCAGCGGGCAUUUCUGCUGACGUCACCGCUCCUGCGCCCGAAGCACCGCCGCGCUCCGCUGCUGAUGGGCAUGCUUGCAGGCGGCGGCGCAGGCGGCAGCUGGUGGAUCCUGGUCAUGGCGAUGAUGAUGAUGAUGAUGAUUAUGAUGAUGAUGAUCAUCAUCAUCAUAAUUAUGAUGACGACGACGACGACGAUGAUGAUGAUGAUGACGAUGAUGAUGAUCAUGAUGAUGAGGAGGAAGAGGAAGAAGUGGACCCCCAACGAUCUCUGUCGGUAUCCCCACCCGCUCCUCGACCAGCCAAAAACCAAAAGCAAAAGCAGUCAUCAUCCCUUCUUCCCGCCAAAAGACUUGGCGGGAAAACUUCUUCCACAUCAUCUGACCCUUCCACAUCAGCGCCUGCUGCUGCUGGCACUGGCCCACUCUUGCGGGGAGGAGCUGCACUCGAUGGCUGUCUAAGAAAGAGAGCUCGUUGUGUCCGCUAUCGUCCGUGGAGACCCUCUCAAGGCGAGUUAUUACUAAUCAAGCAAUCUUCUUCUCCUCUCGUCCCAUUGGUCCAAGUUCCAUGUGGCCUACGUGGAUUGAAUAAUUUGGGAAACACGUGUUUUAUGAACUCCAUCCUUCAGGCUCUCUUACACACCCCGCCGCUUCGCAAUUACUUCCUCAGCGAUCGACAUAACAGGGCAGUUUGUCAGAGAAAGGCAACACACUUUUGCUUGGGAUGUGACAUGGAUAUGAUGUUCUCAGCUGCCUUCUCGGGGCAGAAAACGCCAUUCAGUCCAGCGCAGUUUCUGUACAGCUGGUGGAGACAUGCAGAGAAUCUGGCAGGUUAUGAGCAGCAGGAUGCGCACGAAUUCUUUAUAUCUACAGUGGAUGGAAUACAUGCCAACUCACAGUGCACCUCACCCCGGGGAAAAAACGGCGGAAGGUCAGGGGAUGCAGAUUGCCGCUGCAUUGUUCACCGUGUUUUCUCCGGUCUCCUGAGGUCUGAUGUGAUGUGCACAGUCUGUGGGUUUACAUCGACGACUUACGACCCCUGUGUUGAUGUUUCGCUGGAUUUAGAGCCUCCUGCGGAGACAGAGAGGGUGAACCAUGGGUAUGGUGCAUCUGGAACAGGUGGGCCAGGGGGGGCCGGGGGAAACGGUGGGAGUGGAAGAGAAGGGGCAGGUGGGGGGGGGGGGAACCUGCAGAGCAAAGCGCAAAUGGGUACAGGAACCCUUCUCGGCUGCUUGGAUAGAUUUACAAGGGCUGAGAAACUGGGAAUAAAUGAGAAGUUUUUCUGCCAACGAUGCAAAAUGCGUCAAGAGUCCAUCAAGCAGAUGUCAGUGAGGCGAUUGCCUCUGGUUCUCUGCUUCCAUAUCAAACGUUUCGAGCACUCCUCGACAAGGAAGACCUCUCGCAAAGUCGACCGCUACCUCCAGUUCCCGUUUAUGCUGGACAUGGCACCAUAUCUGUCAUCAACAAUUGUCCGCAUACGUCACGGAAACCGCAUUUGCAGGCCCUGCAGGGGCAAGAACUGUUCGGCGGGGAAAGGGGAUGUGCUAGGAAACAGCAACGAUGACGGAAAGGAGUACAUUGAUGUCUCUGCGCCUUGUGUUACAUCGAAGUACGAGUUGUUCGCUGUCGUGACACACUCAGGGAAAAUUGAUUCUGGUCAUUAUGUUGCGUACCUGAAGGUGGAUGGGCAAUGGUAUAAGUGUGACGACGCAUGGGUCACGCAUGUAGAUGAGAAUGUUGUCCGUGCUCAGCAGGGAUACAUGCUGUAUUACAUCAAGAAGACAUUCGGCUAUAAAGUCACAGAGUGGGUAUCAGAGGAUGACACAGUUGCCACAGACGGGAACUCUGACCUCGGUUCUUACAAGAGUGCGGACACCGUCUCCUAGGUGUGUUAUUGUAUCAGGAUUUUCUGCCAAACAGUGUCACAUAUAAUUCUUUUUUGGAGUUACUAAAUGGUGCCAAAUGGUGCCAAACGGUGCCAGACGGUGCCAAACGGUGCGAAACGGUGCCAAACGGUGCCAAAUGGCAUGCCAAACAGUGCGAAAUGACGUGCCAAAUGGUGCCAAAUGGUGCCAAACGGAGUUUAGACACGAGCUGCAUCAUAGUUUUGGAUGUAAACAUGAUUGUGGUUAGGCAGUAGAUUUGUAACUUCGUAUAUUAUAGUGUUGUUGGUUAAGACAAAGCCUUGUCAUUUUUCCUUUGCAGUCUCAUACUUUUGAGACGUAAUUGUCAUUGUCAUUGAUUGAAUUUACGCCCGUGGAUUUGCUGAUGGAAAUGUUGAGCUUUGGGUGGGGUGGGAGAUGCGAGUGUCAAGGCAUUCUGUAGCUUUUGGACUUUAGCGGGUCUGAAACGGUCAGACUACAUUUCAGGAGUUGCUUAGUUGACACACACAUUUGUCCUUGCGGAAGUAUCACACUGCUGAGGCCUACUAGCGUCUUCCCCCAAAUAGAAUGCGUCGGCAUCCUGACAUGUAUUGCGUGCAAGGUUAGGGCCGAAUGGCUAUGGGUUCUGUUUGGGGGAAGGUGGUAGUCUCACCAUUGACGAUGGAUGACCUUUGGCCGUUGGGAAAGGUCAGGAUUGCUUGGGGAAAGGUGGUAGUUUUGCCAGUGGCAAUGAUGACCUUUGGCUGUGGGAAAAAGUCAGGAUUGCUCAGGGAAAGGUGGUAGUCUAGCCACUGGUGAUGACCUUUGGCUGUAGGAAGGGCCAGGAUUGCUCGGGCGAAGAUGGUGGUCGAGCAACUGGUGAUGGCCUUUGGCCGUGGGAAGGGUCGGGAUGACUCUGUCAAUCCUCUGAUCGUGUGGGUGGGUCAGGCCACACCAGCGAAGUAUCUAACAGAUUUGCGGCCAAGGGCCAGCAACUAAUUUGCUUGUUGGUCUACCAUUCAAGAGAGAGAGAGAGAGAGAGAGAGAGAGAGAGAGAGAGAGAGGGAGAGGGAGGGAGGGAGGGAGGGAGGGAGGGAGGGAGGGAGGGAGGGAGCACGAGAGUAAGCCCCUCUUACAUGUUGAGAUUGUAGUGAUAUUACGUCAAGGUAUGAUUGAAUAAAGCGCAGUUGAAUCG